Molecule: messenger RNA, 1163 nt
Organism: Effrenium voratum
Lineage: Eukaryota; Dinophyceae; Suessiales; Symbiodiniaceae
Source: the annotation of a GenBank genome assembly
AGUCGAUCUGCAGCUGCUUGGGUUCAGAAAGCUUCCUGGGAAAGGCGCGAUGGCUUGCUUGUGCAUCCAGCGGACUUCAGCCUCCACCGCUCUAAGAAGAAUUUCCCCACAAAGGGCUGGGUAUCUAUGCGAGAAUGGCUGCGAGACUGUGAUGGCAGAAUCAUCGCAGUCCGACCAGUGCUUUCCGGAUCGUGAUGAGGCGCUUCUUCGUUUCGCUGGCGCUGGCGGCGGCCAGGGACCUGGAUGCCUUCGAUCGCCUGCAGGUGAGCGCUCCCAUGACCGUGGACGUGGUCACCGAUGCCGCGACGCAGGCCAAUGUGGACGUGGCCGCAGAUGGCCUCAACCUGGGCUGGACAGUGCAGUCAACAGUAACCCCCAUGACCUUCGGCCGGACCCUAUUGCUGGGCAUGGACGAUCGGGCGCGAAGGCAGGGCUUCCGCUGGCCCGAAGCCGCAAGCUCCGCGCGCCUCGUGGUGCCCGUGACGCUGGCGGAGGUGGCAGUCACCGGCGGCGCCAAGGUGGUGGUGGACAAUGUUACGGACGCCUUGUUAGCGGACAAAGGCAGCAGCUUGACGGUGAAGAACUUCACUGGGGACCCCAAUAGGACCAACAUCUUCAUUGCUGCGACUGGAGCGAACAUCACGAUCUUGGCAGGCCACGUGGGCAAGGCCUUUGUGCAGGUGGGCAAAGGCAGCAGCGUGGUGCUGAAUUGUGACAUCAACGCCACCAUCGAGGCGCACCCAGAGGCGCUGGUCUUUGUGAAUUCGACACUGAUCUUCGGGAACCUGACUGCUGGGAACCUGUCGAACAUGUCGAACCUGACCGCUGGGAACGUGUCGAACAUGUCCACCGGGCUUACCACGAAGGAGACCGAGAAAGCAAAGCGCGCUGAGAAGGAGGAAGCUGAGGCGAGCGCAGAAUCUGCCCUCGUCUACCCGUAAGCUGUUGCGCUGCGUUGCACAGAACUUUUAUCUUAGGACAGCUGAUUUUGACGGGCGCGUUUGGAGUGCUCGUGUCAGUGUAUAGUGUCGUUUUUAUUUUCCACCUGUACAGUGCUGACUCAGAAUUCGCCUUUUGCUUAAUGGCCGGCAUGUCCUGGUCCAAUUGAUCUGCCUAGGUGCCGAUCGGAAGUGUGGCUGUUCAAGUUGCUUGGAACCCGUGCU